Molecule: messenger RNA, 992 nt
Organism: Ylistrum balloti
Lineage: Eukaryota; Metazoa; Mollusca; Bivalvia; Pectinida; Pectinidae
Product: zinc finger protein 700-like
Exons: 1
Coding region: 104-700 (198 amino acids)
Biological process (GO): regulation of transcription by RNA polymerase II
Cellular component (GO): nucleus
Molecular function (GO): DNA-binding transcription factor activity, RNA polymerase II-specific; RNA polymerase II transcription regulatory region sequence-specific DNA binding
Source: RefSeq, a predicted model, not a curated record
CAGUCAGCAAAUACUUGUAUUAAAACUUUAGUUUUGAAAAAAAAAAAUAAAAUUCAAAACAAAUUUUUGUUUUGUUUUAGGAGGUAAUCCAGUAUAUUUUGACAUGAAAGACCAUGGUUUGGGAGGACCAUCACCCAAGGGGUCAAAGUUCACAUCCAACAUGUCUUGUGUUUCCUGUGGCCUGUGCUUUUCUUGUGUGGCAGAUUUACAAAGUCAUUCCUGUGAACAGGCAUUGAGAGUUCUAGAGCACGAAAUUCAAUCUUCAAAAUCAAGCUUGAGUACAAAGGAACUUCAUUGUGAGUCCUGUAAAAUGUUUUUUGAGGACAAAACUGGGAAGGAACAACAUGAUUUUGUAUUUCAUAGCCAUAUGGGAAACAGCAGUGGGAUUGAUGAGGUGUUUAAUGUGUGUAGUUUAUGUGGUAAAGAGUACCACUCUCAAGAAGCAUUUCGGCUUCACAUGUUGUGUCAUCAGCCCUCUGACAGCUCCAAUAAUCCUAAACAAACCUUGCAGUGCAAGUAUUGUGGAAAGGUCUUUCAGUUCUUUUCCUAUCUGGAACGACACAUGCACCGCCACUCGUUUGAAAAACAAAAAGUGUGCGAUUAUUGUGGGAAGUCUUACAAACAUCAGUCGGACCUUAAUCGUCACAAACGCAAAAAUUGUGUAGUAGCAGCCAUGUCAGGCAUAGAAACAAUUUCAUAAAAAAAAGGGAAGCUAAUGCAGGUGUAUAUAGUUCCUUAUACCUAAACUAAAACAAACAACAAAAAAGCACAGCGAGUUGUAAGGUAUCAUGGGUAUCUUAGAUCAGAAAGAUAUCGUAAGACAUUCGACUCUUCUACAUUGUAGUUAUGACUUUGUAAGUAUUACCAGGAUUUUAGUGGGAAUGGCUAAAAUAAAUGGAAUAAGAAGAGACCAGGUUUGUUGAGAUAUGUGAUCAUUUAGGUUUCCAAACAUUGAAGAAGUAUUUCAAUUUUAAACAGAAAAUUUUAUUUCA